AUGGAACCGCCUGCCCAUCCCGGCCAACCUCAUAAGAAUGGCGAAGACUGGGCAGAUCGUGGAGCAAGUCGCCGGGUAGAGCACACAGUUGUUAAUGGCAUCAAGACAAAAGUCGUUGUGAAGAAGGGUGUCAAGGACUUCACCUUUGGCGAGACGCUUGGAGAAGGCUCGUAUUCGACUGUGGUAUUAGCGACGGACAGACAAACGCUCAAGGAGUAUGCCAUCAAAGUGCUUGAUAAGCGGCACAUCAUCAAGGAGAAGAAGGUCAAGUACGUCAACAUUGAAAAGAACACGCUCUUCAGGCUUGGUGAUCAUCCUGGUGUGGUGCGGCUGUACUACACAUUCCAAGACGAAGCGAGCUUGUACUUUGUACUUGAUUUGGCCACGAAUGGCGAAUUACUCGGCGUACUCAAAAAGCUCACGACGUUUGACGAAGAAUGCUCGCGGUACUAUACUGCGCAAAUACUGGACGCUAUUGAUUACAUGCAUUCAAAAGGUGUCAUUCAUCGCGACUUGAAGCCAGAGAAUGUGUUGCUCGACGACAAGAUGCGCGUCAAGAUUGCCGACUUUGGAACAGCAAAAUUGCUAGAUCACGAUGGCAGCGCGAAUGGCAGUUCGACCAACGGCAGCGAGCUUGAAGGUAUGGAGCAAUCUGAUCGCGCAAACUCGUUCGUUGGCACUGCAGAGUACGUCUCACCCGAAUUGUUGACUGAAAAGUCCACAUGCAAGUCAUCAGAUCUUUGGGCGUUGGGCUGUAUCCUCUAUCAACUGCUCGCGGGCAAGCCUCCAUUCAAAGCAAACAAUGAGUAUCAAACCUUUCAAAAAAUUGUGCAUCUCGAUUACACCUUCCCACCAGCAUUUCCAGCGACUGCUGCAGACCUCAUUCGACAGCUCCUUGUCGCGAAUCCAGUUGAUCGCUUGACCGUACCGCAAAUACGGCAACAUGCAUUCUUCCAAUCAGUCGAUUGGUCGACCCUAUGGAAAGUCAAAGCACCAAAAUUACGACCCUACAGGCCGCAGCCAGGCAUGACAAUUGAACAGCAACAACUUGCCAUGCCUCAGAGCAGCGUCCAAUUGCCCACCCAUUCAGGUACUCGCCUCGACUUUGCGCAUCAGCAUGCGCACCAUGGCUCGUAUGGCGCCGUACAAUCACAUCGCGCGCCACAACAUGCUACAGUGAACGGUGCCUCUACCACUGCAACAACACGGCCUCGCUCACGAAUUGAGUCAUCUCCCUCUGAACUCGAUUUGCAAUUUUCACAAAUAUUGAACUUGCCUGGAGAGCGCAUCUUGCGGCUAGGUCAGGUCAAUGUGCUGUCAUCUACAUCUGGCGAUGUACCUCGCAAAUUUAACAAGAUGCUUUCAAGGAAGAAGCAUAGGACUCUACUUGUUACCUCGACAGGCCGUUGUCUUUACAUUGAAGUAUCGGGAGACAGCAAGAAGGUUAAGGGCGAGAUCACCUUGUCGGGCACAACAACUGUGACACGCCUUGCAGAUGAGAUUGGCAAGAGCUUUCUUUUGGAGACACCGCAAAAGUCAUAUCUCUUUGAAGAUCCAGCGACACGGAGCUACGAUUGGGUAGAGAGCAUCAAAGAGGCGAAUGGUCGUGUGGCCGCUCGUCUAGCACAUCAAGCUGGCAGUGGGCCAGCAGCAGCUGCAGCGGCCGCCAUGGCGAAUCAACCGCCUCGCUCAUCAUCUAGCAAUAUGAGUGGGAAGAAUCUUGCUGCGUCUGCUGCUGGUACGCAUGGUGUUAUUGGCAAUGGAGCAGAGCAAAAGCAGAAGCGGCGGAGUCGCAUAGGCUUCUGA
Molecule: messenger RNA, 1806 nt
Organism: Protomyces lactucae-debilis
Lineage: Eukaryota; Fungi; Ascomycota; Taphrinomycetes; Taphrinales; Protomycetaceae
Product: kinase-like domain-containing protein
Exons: 2
Coding region: 1-1806 (601 amino acids)
Biological process (GO): intracellular signal transduction; peptidyl-serine phosphorylation
Molecular function (GO): protein serine/threonine kinase activity; ATP binding
Source: RefSeq, a predicted model, not a curated record